Molecule: messenger RNA, 1306 nt
Organism: Pongo pygmaeus (Bornean orangutan)
Lineage: Eukaryota; Metazoa; Chordata; Mammalia; Primates; Hominidae
Gene: FAM162A
Product: family with sequence similarity 162 member A
Exons: 6
Coding region: 674-1138 (154 amino acids)
Biological process (GO): positive regulation of release of cytochrome c from mitochondria; cellular response to hypoxia; neuron apoptotic process
Cellular component (GO): mitochondrion
Source: RefSeq, a predicted model, not a curated record
ACGAGGGGAAUCCUUAGGAAAGCUGAGUGCAAGGCUUGACUUCAACGUGGUCCGCAUCCACCUCGAAACCUGUCACCUUGCUGUCCCAACCCUUUUAACAUGUCCUCCUGGAACUGGGCCAGAUACAUGGAUCAAAGAUUGUCAGACCUUGAACGGACUGUUUACUCCAAUCCCAUCUUUUCACAAAAGGGAAACAAUUUCCUUGUGGUUGCCCUACCAGGUCGUUGAAAGAAAUCUAGGCAAAUGAGGCCUUUCUAAUACCUCUCACUCCAGUGCCUAACCUCCUCCCCCGACCCUGAAGCAGAGGGGUCUUUGUUAAGAAUUUGGGACCACUAAGAAACGUCAAGAAAAAACGGCAUUUCUGGCAGUGUGGAUACUUCCAUGGAUACAUAUCCGCUAGGGCAAGGGCCCACGGCGCCACACUCAACAGGACCAUUUCCGAGGCUGGCUCAGGACGCGGCGCCAGGGACACUAGGCUGGCGCCGCCGGUCUCCAGCGCGUCGCGCACGUCCUGCACGCCCGGCACUGGCGCAGGCCUGUACACCGCGUCGCGCACGCCCCGCCCCCCGGCGCCGCGUGCGUCCUUCCCACUCCAACGCUGGGUGACAUUGAGCUCACCAGCGCUACCGUCCCCGGCGAAGUUCUGCGCUAGUCGGCGGAGUAGUAGGUGGCCAUGGGGAGCCUCAGCGGUCUGCGCCUGGCAGCAGGAAGCUGUUUUAGGUUAUGUGAAAGAGAUGUUUUCUCAUCUCUAAGGCUUACCAGAAGCUCUGAUUUGAAGAGAAUAAAUGGAUUUUGCACGAAACCACAGGAAAGUCCCAGAGCUCCAUCCCGCACUUACAACAGAGUGCCUUUACACAAACCUACGGAAUGGCAGAAAAAGAUCCUCGUAUGGUCAGGUCGCUUCAAAAAGGAAGAUGAAAUCCCAGAGACUGUCUCGUUGGAGAUGCUUGAUACUGCAAAGAACAAGAUGCGAGUGAAGAUCAGCUAUCUAAUGAUUGCCCUGACGGUGGUAGGAUGCAUCUGCAUGGUUAUUGAGGGCAAGAAGGCUGCCCAAAGACACGAGUCUUUAACAAGCUUGAACUUAGAAAAGAAAGCUCGUCUGAGAGAGGAAGCAGCUAUGAAGGCCAAAACAGAGUAGCAGAGGUAUCCGUGUUGGCUGGAUUUUGAAAAUCCAGGAAUUAUGUUACAACGUGCCUGUAUUAAAAAGGAUGUGGUAUGAGGAUCCAUUUCAUAAAGUAUGAUUUGCCCAAACCUGUACCAUUUCCGUAUUUCUGCUGUAGAAGUAGAAAUAAAUUUUCUUAAAUAA